Messenger RNA from Arachis ipaensis, 922 nucleotides. The record is from RefSeq and is a predicted model, not a curated record. Lineage: Eukaryota; Viridiplantae; Streptophyta; Magnoliopsida; Fabales; Fabaceae.
GCCUUCACUUAGUAGCAGCAUUCACAAAACCAAAAACUUCUUUAUCUCUUAAUUAGUAUUUAUAUAGUCAUAAGUCCUAUAUUAUAGAUAGAUAAUUAUGUCAGAUUUGAGUUUCCUUCAGUUUCAAAGCGAUAGUUCUAUAGAAAAAUCUUGUUCUCCACCCAAAAAUUCAUCCUCCAAUUCGAGUUUCCAGCCAAAGGAAGAGGAAAUAAAAUGGGUGUUCGACAAAUUCGACGCAAACAAAGACGGCAAGAUCUCCUUUGAAGAGUUCAAAGCCGCGAUUAUCACCGUGGGUUGGAAUCUCGGUGAUGCCGAGGCUUUGAACUCGUUCAAGGCCAUCGACACCGAUGAAGAUUCUUUCAUCGAUUUCGACGAGUUCAUGGGGAUGUUUAAGGGGGAGGAUAACGAUGACGAGAACGUGAAGCAGAUGGAGAUGAAGAGCGCUUUCCAAGUGUUUGAUUUGAAUGGUGAUGGGAAGAUUAGUGCGGAGGAGUUGUCCCAAGUUCUCAAGAGGCUUGGCGAAAAUUGUAACGUUAGUGAUUGUAAGAAGAUGGUGAUGGGUGUGGAUGGUAACGGUGAUGGGUUUAUUGACUUGAAUGAGUUCAUGACCAUGAUGAUGAGUGGCAACAAACUGCCUUAAUUAAGUGGAAUUAGAAGAACCACUAUGCUGUUUACAAUUCAAUAUCAGAGACUCAAAUAGUGCAAUUGGAAUUUCAAUAAUCAAUUUGUAUGGAGGCUAAUUAUUUCAUUAUCAUAGGAUAAAGAAUGAUUUCUACUUGGUAGAAUCCAUAUAUACUUUAUUCUAUAAUGAUACGAACAGAUGAAUCAUCUUAUCAAUUCUCUCAAGAGUUGGAAAGAUUAGCCUCUUGAUAUGGACAUCAUGCUCAAAUAUUCGACAUGUGUUCCGUUUCACUUUAGGUCU